AUGGAGAAGCCAAUGGAGAAGAAGGAGAUUCGAUCAAUGAGUGAGUUUCCAGAUGAAUUGCUGUUGAAGAUACUGAAUCUUCUUCCUACUAAAGACGCCGUAGCCACGAGCGUCUUAUCAAAACGAUGGAUAUCUCUAUGGAAAGAGCUGAACGCAUUCAGGUACGACGGUGACACAGUAGAGAGCUUGGAUCUCAAGAUCAACCCCUACUCUACGAACAAAUACAUCAACUAUCUGGUCAACAUCGCGGUCGCUCGAUCUCUACGAAAGCUCAGAGUCGAAAUGGUUUGCGGCUCCUUUGAGUUCCCCAAAAGCUUGUUUAUUCACUCGAACCUCGAGACGGUUAUACUCGAGAAGGUGAGCUUGGAGGAUCCUCCGCUCGAUGCUCGCUUUGUUUGCCUCAAAAGUCUCCACCUUUUGUCGGUUAGAUUCUCGAGCGACGACUCGUUUACUAAUGUGGUGGUGUUCACUAUCGAUGUGCCUACGUUGAGGAGUUUGUGUGUUGAUAACUCUGUUGGAGAGUCUCGCCCUGAAGGUGUUCAUGGGUUUGUUAUUAGGACACCGUUGUUGAGAUGGUUCAGUAUUAAGGAUCGGUUUAGUAAUUAUUUACGGUUUGAAGAUAUGCCUGAGCUGGUUAAGGCGAGUGUUAGUGUUGUUUGUGAGUCCCAACCUGAACCGUAUCUUGGAUCUCUUGCUUCGACUCAGUAUCUUUCUCUGUGUUCUCAGACUGCGUAUCCUCCUGACGGUAUUUCCUUCCUCUCUCUUGAACACCUAGAGCUGUGUUCAUGCUCUUCAGAGUGGUGGAAUCUACUUACCCUUAUACUCAAUGAUGCACCGAGGCUUAGAGUUCUUAAGCUCAAUUUGUAUCAGGAGCACUGUGCCCAGCACGACGGGAUGGUUUCAUGGAACCAACCAAGUUCUGUUCCUGAAUGUUUAUCAUCUCAUCUUGAGAUCUUGGAGUGGAGACAAUACAAGGGCACAGAGACAGAGAGAGAAGCUGCAAAGUACAUUCUAGCCAAUGGGAGUCAUCUAAAGAAGGCAGCUUUUUACUCAGAAUCGGCAGAGAAGCAGGGGAUGUUGAAGGAAUUGGAAUGUGUGGCCAGAGAUUCUUGCACGUUUGUGUUUGAGUAAGCGCUUCAGCUGGUAAUAACUUGGAAUGAUGUGUCUAAUAUUAAAUUUAGAGAAGAAUGAUAACAAAUGAAUGUGGUAAAUUAAUUACCUUUUGAUGCGAUGUAAUAUCUAACCUUCCUUUUUCCUUAGC
Molecule: messenger RNA, 1261 nt
Organism: Raphanus sativus (radish)
Lineage: Eukaryota; Viridiplantae; Streptophyta; Magnoliopsida; Brassicales; Brassicaceae
Product: putative FBD-associated F-box protein At1g50980
Exons: 5
Coding region: 1-1131 (376 amino acids)
Molecular function (GO): protein binding
Source: RefSeq, a predicted model, not a curated record